This is a messenger RNA of Alternaria alternata, 867 nucleotides long. Its product is annotated as isoflavone reductase family protein. Gene Ontology annotation, molecular function: oxidoreductase activity. The record is from RefSeq and is a predicted model, not a curated record. Lineage: Eukaryota; Fungi; Ascomycota; Dothideomycetes; Pleosporales; Pleosporaceae. The transcript has 3 exons. Bases 1 to 867 code for a protein of 288 amino acids.
AUGGAUUCAUAUAAGAAGAUUUUGAUCAUUGGCGCGGGAGGCGCUUUGGGUGUCCCAAUAUUGAACGAAUUCCUGGAUUCAGUUUAUGAUGUGAGCGUUCUUAGUCGCAAAGAUUCUACUGCAACAUUUCCGGACGGUGUGAAGAUUUUCAAGGCAGACUACAAAGACUUUGCGGAAGUCAAGGCUGCCAUGGAAGGGCAAGAUGCUGUGAUCAGCAAUAUCUUUGUAGACGCCGCCCUCGCAACUGGUGUCAAGAGGUUUUUCCCAAGCGAAUAUGGUCCCUAUACCAGGGAUCCCAGGAUGCUUGAGCUCCAGCCUUAUAGCACCCCGUAUAAGAAAGCUCUCGUUGACUACCUUCGAACAAAAGAGAAUCAAAUAUCAUGGACGGCUCUGGUUACAGGCGGAUUCUUCGAAUGGGGUAUGGGAAACGGCUUUUUCGGCUUCGACCUUCCGAACAAGACCGCAAUUUUGACCGAUGAUGGAGUUAGCGCCUGGGCCUCCACUACGAUGGGAACGAUCGCCGGAGCCAUUAAGGCCUCUCUUGAUCACGCUGACGAGACUAAGAAUCAAUACGUCUUUGUUUCGUCCUUCCACCACACUCAGCGCGAGAUACUUGACAUCAUCGAGAAGGUUGAUGGAAAGAACUGGAAUGUUGUGCACGUUAGAUCCGAAGACCUCCUUGCCAACGGCAAGAGAAGAGUCCAAUCGGGUGAUUUUGCUGGCAUCAUGGAUUUGACUAGAGGUGUCGCCACGGGCAAGCUCGGACUAGUCGAUCUGAGGCCUCAUGGGCUUUGGAACGAGAAGUUAGGGUUGCCUGAGGAAGACUUAGAGGCGGCUCUCAAAAGGAUUGUGGAGAAAACUUUUUAA